AUGAAGAAUUGCGACGCACGACCAUACUUGCAGCGUGGCGGUGAAGCUCUGAGGGCCCGCCUCGGCCAGGCCUACAUCUCUUUGCGUGCACAAGGCUCGCGCUAUGGGGGCCGCCACAAAUCGGCGUCCUAUAUGUCGACGGCGCCUUGCCAAAGUUGGGACUACGACAUCGCGAACCGAAGCGACAGUAUCGUCAGCCGGUUCGGCCUCGUCUGCGACCGCCAGUACCGGCUCUACCUGGGCAUUGGGGUCUUCGUCGUUAUUUCCGGUCUAGUGACGCCAGUGCUCGGGUUCGCGUCCGACCGAGUGGGUCGAAGGCCCGUCACCCUGGCCUCCGUGAUCGUCCUGCUGGUUGGCACCGUUGGCAACAGCGUCGCCGGCACGUUCGCCUUCUACGUCUCCACAAGGACCGUGGUCCUGGCAACCGUGAACGCUGUCUUCAUGCUCAUUUUCAUCCUGCUCUACGAGGUGACCGGAAAGGAGUGGCGGCUGGUGUUCACCCUUCUGGUCACAGCCGUAGGGAUGACCGUGGUACCUCCGUUCGUCGACGCUCUCACCAUAUUAAAACCGCACUGGGGUCUGUUGCACGGAGUCAUCAUGGUGCCCACGGGCAUCCUGGCGGCCUGCUGCUACCUGCUGCCAGAGUCACCCGCCUGGCUCCUGGACAUCUGGGACGUGCAGCGUGCUCAGGAGGGCGUCCUGGAGGCAGCCAUCCUCAACGGAUUGGACACCGCCAAGGCAGCGGCCACCUUUCGAGCAAUUCUCGUUAGACUGGUACAGCUAGAUCAGAGCCCCCACUCGUCAACGGGGCUUGUCGCCACCGACGGCCCCGUGCAGUCCGUGAAGAUGCGUCGCCGGGCGGCGUCGGUGUUCCUCACCAGGCUGACGCUCAGCGCCGUCUACUUCCCCCUGGUGGUGAAGGGGCGCGCUCCUGGCUACUACUGGUUGGCGGUACAUGCGCUGCUGCUGGCGGCGUCCUACGUGGCCGUCGGCUGGGUCAUGGUCAACCGCGGACUCCGUAACACGCUGAUCAUACUGCUGGUCGUCGUGUGCGCCUUCUCCGCCUUCCAGACGCUGCUGAUGUCCGUCAGUGGCCUCCAGCUGGCCAUUCCUGUGGUGGACGCUGCUCUCAAGGUCGCGCUGUCGGGCGCCACGAGCGUCGUCCUGUGCUACUCAGCCGAAGUGUUCCCCACGAGGAUCCGCUGUGCUGGUGUGAGUGCCUCGAUGUUCUUCGGUUCCGUCGGGUCGGUCCUGGGCUUCCUCGUGCACGCGUUGAGCAGCGCAAAAGCAGGCGUCUUGUUCCACGCCACCGCGGCCAUCUUGACCGCCCUGAGCGUCUUCGCGGUGCACUGGCUUCCUGAGGUCCUAGUCGAGACGCGGAAGACUAAGCGUCACUCGGCACCUGUCAGCGCCCAGGAGCGCAAGGAAGCCCUCAAGCGGUCACUGGCGCUGCCUGUCGACGACGCCAAGAGGAGGAGACGGCGCAAGGGGCAAAUGAAGAAGCCAACUAAGUCGCCGGCCUAA
This is a messenger RNA of Dermacentor silvarum, 1524 nucleotides long. Its product is annotated as beta-alanine transporter. Gene Ontology annotation, biological process: transmembrane transport. Gene Ontology annotation, cellular component: membrane. The transcript is spliced from 2 exons. The coding region runs from base 1 to 1524 and encodes 507 amino acids. Gene Ontology annotation, molecular function: transmembrane transporter activity. NCBI's taxonomy places the organism in Eukaryota, Metazoa, Arthropoda, Arachnida, Ixodida, Ixodidae. The record is from RefSeq and is a predicted model, not a curated record.